Molecule: messenger RNA, 2692 nt
Organism: Salvelinus sp. IW2-2015
Lineage: Eukaryota; Metazoa; Chordata; Actinopteri; Salmoniformes; Salmonidae
Gene: ctu1
Product: cytosolic thiouridylase subunit 1 homolog (S. pombe)
Biological process (GO): tRNA wobble position uridine thiolation
Cellular component (GO): mitochondrion; cytosolic tRNA wobble base thiouridylase complex
Molecular function (GO): tRNA binding
Source: RefSeq, a predicted model, not a curated record
AUGAAAAAAACACCGGAAAAGAAAGAGGAACAUGAGGUAGCGUCGGUAAAAUACUAUUAGCAACAAGUGUAGACAUAUUACACAGCCUACGAUCACUGCUAGAUAGUCUGGGUGAGACUUUACAUACUUUCAAUUGGAGUUUGUUAACAUGCCAGUCCUCUGUAGCAGUUGUGCUGAGAAGCGUGCAGUGCUGAAACGUCCAAAAACGGCCCAUUCCCUGUGCAAAGAAUGCUUCUUCUGGGCCUUUGAGGAGGAGGUGCAUCAGACAAUAGUCUCAGCGCAGCUCUUCAAACAUGGAGAAACUGUGGGCAUUGGUGCCUCGGGUGGGAAGGACUCCACUGUGCUGGCACAUGUCAUGAAAGUCCUAAAUGAGCGCUAUAACUACGGCCUGAAACUACUGCUACUGUCAGUGGAUGAGGGCAUCACAGGUUACCGUGACGACUCCUUGGAGACGGUGAAGAGGAACCAGCAGCAGUAUGAGCUGCCUCUGAAGAUUGUAUCCUAUGAGGAGCUGUAUGGCUGGACCAUGGAUGCCAUAGUGAAGCAGGUUGGACUGAAGAACAAUUGCACUUUCUGUGGAGUGUUCAGAAGGCAGGCGCUGGACAGGGGAGCCAUGAUGCUGAAGGUUGAUAAGAUAUGUACAGGUCACAACGCUGACGAUGUGGCAGAGACAGUUCUGAUGAAUGUCCUCCGAGGAGACAUCGCCCGUCUGCGUCGCUGCACUGCUAUCAGCACAUCCAGUGAGGGCGAGGGGGUGGUGCCACGCUGCAAGCCCCUCAAAUACGCUUACGAGAAGGAGAUUGUCCUCUACGCCUACUUCAAGAAGCUGGACUACUUCUCCACAGAGUGCAUCUACUCCCCCAACGCUUACAGAGGCCACGCCCGCACCUUCCUGAAAGACCUGGAGGCUGUGCGGCCCAGCGCCAUCAUGGACGUCAUCCACUCUGGGGAGAACCUGUCAGUGAGGGAGGGCGUGAAGAUGCCCGUUCAGGGGACCUGCGGCCGCUGUGGCUACAUCUCCAGCCAGGCGCUGUGUAAGUCCUGUGUGCUGCUGGAGGGCCUGAACCGCGGCCUGCCCAGACUAGGAAUCGGAAAGCACCACCGUCUCCACGAGAAGAUCCUCUCACAGCAGCCUCUGACCCAGGAAGAGGAGCGGAAGCUCAAGGCUGUGGACUUCUGAGAGGUGAAUAGGCAGAACAUCUCAGGAUCACUACCACUGUUUCUGUUAAGUGACACUUUGAAAUGAGUGACCCAAGAUGAGUCAACCAGAUGUUGAGUUGUUUUAAAGGUUCAGCUUUGAGUUGAAGUAGGGAUGUUACAUUGCCUCUAAUGAAAGAGUGGCCAGCGUUUUCCCUUGUCAGCCACUCAAAUCAAAGUUAUUGGUCGUGUACACAGAUAUCCACACCUUGCUAUUGGAUUUCAACAUUGCAGAACCAAUUUUAUUUUUGUAAACUUAAGUUUACAAUUGUAAUUUAGAAAAUAAAGACACAUGGCAUGGACAAAAUGAUUGGCACCCCGGAGCUAGUGCUUGGUUUCACUGCCCUAGGCCCAGAUAGCUACAAUAAGCAUAGUUGACAGUUAUCAAUGAGCUUGCUGCACCUUCCUACUAGCAAAUUUGCCCACUCUUCAGCAUCAAACUGCUCUAAUUCUUCAAUGUUUGAGGGGUGCCCUCCACCAACUGUUGUUUUCAGCUCUCGCCAUAGGUUAUGGAUGUGAUUCAGAUCUUUUCUUUUCACAGGCCACUCCAGGCCCGGUUUCCCGACAGCGAUGGAACUUAGGCUUACGAGUAUAUUAACGAUGCAUCUUUCCUACAACGGCUGAAGAUGUAACAUGAGUUUCCCAAAACACCACGCAGAGAGAACGCUCACUAUGUGCGUCGUUGAGGCAUGUGACGAUACUGAUAGAAUCAAAAGAAAAGGUAAUGCUGCUCUCGGAUCAGAAUUCUCCAUUCGAAUCUGACCUUAACAUUAGAAUUAUUCCACAAUACUGACAACGGAUCAGCUCUUAGAGAUAUUAUCACCUAAGGCUACAAAUAUUGAGGCGGCAUAUUCUAAUGCUCACCCUAUAAUAAUGCACUAAAUCAAGAUUUGGUACAUCAUGAAAUAUAUUGAGGGAAAAAUUGGACAGUAGGUUACAAAUAGCAAAAUAGAAGUCAAUUAAUUGAACAUGAAAUGUAUUUCAAUAUGAUUGAAAGAGGCCUAUAGGCUACUGUAUUUCUAUUUGAAUGCAGUCAUCUCGGUUGUAAUGUGAAGCAUCUUUGUAUACGUCGAUUGUUUGUAUCAAUUGCAAAGACAUUGGCAACUUUGUAUUUGUAGUCAACGUUGUUCUGAAGUUAUCGGUGGUUACAGAGAGACGGAUAAACCAUGUGAUUCAAGGUUUAGCAGAGAUCCUCUGUAUAACGGGAGGGCAAAAAAAAGCGUCUCACGACAAACCUAGCGGUCCUGCGAGUGGUCUGAGGCAGGUGUUAGAUUACGAGUGUUUUAAAUGCAACGUUAAUAACGAUGGUUUUGUGAAACGGCUCAGAGAUUUUAACGAUGCUCCUAUGAAGGUUCUAACUAUGAACUUAGCCUUAAGAUGCUUUUGGGAAACCGGGCCCUGAGCAGUCCAGCAACUCUUCUUGAACCAUUCCUGGGUACUUUUGAUGUGUGUUUGGGGUCGUUGUCCUUCUAUAAGACCCACAACCUUUAACAGA